This is a messenger RNA of Orycteropus afer afer, 4176 nucleotides long. RefSeq names its product PDS5 cohesin associated factor B (gene PDS5B). Gene Ontology annotation, cellular component: nucleus; chromatin. The record is from RefSeq and is a predicted model, not a curated record. The transcript is spliced from 32 exons. The coding region runs from base 1 to 4176 and encodes 1391 amino acids. Lineage: Eukaryota; Metazoa; Chordata; Mammalia; Tubulidentata; Orycteropodidae. Gene Ontology annotation, biological process: DNA repair; mitotic sister chromatid cohesion.
AUGGCUCACUCAAAGUCAAGGACGAAUGAUGGAAAGAUUACGUAUCCUCCCGGCGUCAAGGAAAUCUCAGAUAAAAUAUCCAAAGAGGAGAUGGUGAGACGGUUAAAGAUGGUUGUGAAAACGUUCAUGGACAUGGACCAGGACUCUGAAGAAGAAAAGGAGCUUUACCUGAACCUGGCUCUCCAUCUGGCUUCAGACUUUUUCCUCAAGCAUCCUGACAAAGACGUUCGCCUCCUUGUGGCUUGCUGCCUCGCCGACAUCUUCAGGAUCUAUGCCCCCGAGGCUCCCUACACGUCCCCCGAUAAACUGAAGGACAUAUUUAUGUUUAUAACCAGGCAGCUGAAGGGGCUGGAAGAUACGAAGAGCCCACAGUUCAAUAGGUAUUUUUAUUUACUUGAGAACAUUGCUUGGGUCAAGUCAUAUAACAUAUGCUUCGAGCUAGAGGACAGCAAUGAGAUUUUUACCCAGCUGUACAGGACAUUGUUUUCAGUGAUAAACAACGGCCACAAUCAGAAAGUACACAUGCACAUGGUGGACCUCAUGAGCUCCAUCAUCUGUGAGGGGGACACGGUGUCGCAGGAGCUUUUGGAUACGGUCUUGGUAAACCUGGUGCCUGCCCACAAGAAUUUAAACAAGCAGGCGUACGACCUGGCGAAGGCGUUGUUGAAGAGGACGGCCCAGGCCAUCGAGCCGUACAUCACCAACUUCUUUAAUCAGGUCCUGAUGCUUGGGAAAACAUCCAUCAGCGACCUGUCCGAGCACGUCUUUGACUUAAUCUUGGAGCUCUACAACAUCGACAGUCAUCUGUUGCUCUCCGUCUUGCCCCAGCUUGAGUUUAAAUUAAAGAGCAAUGAUAACGAGGAGCGACUGCAGGUCGUGAAACUCCUGGCCAAAAUGUUUGGGGCAAAGGAUUCAGAGCUGGCUUCUCAAAACAAACCGUUGUGGCAGUGUUACCUGGGCAGGUUUAAUGACAUCCAUGUCCCAAUUCGCCUGGAAUGUGUGAAAUUUGCCAGCCAUUGUCUGAUGAACCAUCCGGAUUUGGCCAAGGACUUAACAGAGUACCUUAAGGUGCGGUCCCAUGAUCCCGAAGAAGCUAUUAGACACGAUGUCAUCGUGUCUAUCGUUACAGCUGCUAAAAAGGACAUCCUGCUGGUCAACGAUCACUUACUGAAUUUUGUGAGAGAGAGAACGUUAGACAAACGGUGGCGAGUGCGCAAAGAAGCCAUGAUGGGACUUGCACAGAUUUAUAAGAAAUACGCCUUACAGUCGGCAGCCGGCAAGGACGCCGCAAAGCAGAUCGCGUGGAUCAAGGACAAGUUGCUGCACAUUUAUUAUCAGAACAGUAUCGAUGACCGGUUGCUGGUGGAGCGCAUCUUCGCCCAGUACAUGGUACCCCACAGUCUGGAGACCACGGAGCGCAUGAAGUGCUUGUACUACCUGUAUGCCACGCUGGACCUGAACGCCGUGAAGGCGUUGAAUGAGAUGUGGAAGUGUCAGAACCUGCUGCGACAUCAAGUGAAGGACCUGCUCGACUUGAUCAAGCAGCCCAAGACGGAUGCCAGCGUCAAGGCCAUAUUUUCAAAAGUGAUGGUUAUUACAAGGAAUUUGCCAGAUCCUGGUAAGGCUCAGGACUUCAUGAAGAAAUUCACGCAGGUCUUAGAGGAUGAUGAGAAAAUCAGGAAGCAGUUGGAGGGACUCGUCAGCCCCGCGUGCUCCUGCAAACAGGCCGAAGGCUGCGUGCGUGAAAUAACGAAGAAGUUGGGCAACCCCAAGCAGCCUACGAACCCCUUCCUGGAAAUGAUCAAGUUUCUCCUGGAGCGGAUAGCGCCCGUGCACAUUGAUACCGAGUCUAUCAGUGCUCUUAUUAAGCAAGUGAACAAGUCGAUAGAUGGAACAGCGGACGAUGAAGACGAGGGUGUCCCAACGGACCAGGCCAUCAGGGCAGGGCUGGAACUGCUGAAGGUCCUGUCUUUCACGCACCCCAUCUCGUUUCAUUCCGCUGAAACCUUCGAGUCGCUCCUGGCCUGUCUGAAGAUGGAUGACGAGAAGGUAGCGGAGGCCGCCCUACAGAUUUUCAAAAACACAGGAAGCAGAAUCGAAGAGGACUUCCCACACAUCAGAUCAGCCUUGCUUCCUGUCUUACAUCACAAAUCUAAGAAAGGGCCCCCCCGGCAGGCCAAGUACGCCAUCCACUGUAUCCACGCCAUAUUCUCUAGUAAAGAGACCCAGUUUGCACAGAUAUUUGAGCCUCUGCAUAAGAGCCUCGACCCCAGCAACCUGGAGCACCUCAUCACGCCCUUGGUCACCAUCGGCCACAUCGCCCUGCUGGCGCCGGACCAGUUUGCCGCUCCGCUCAAGUCCUUGGUCGCCACCUUCAUUGUCAAAGAUCUGCUGAUGAGCGACCGGCUUCCAGGUAAAAAGACCACUAAACUUUGGGUCCCCGAUGAAGAAGUUUCUCCUGAGACAAUGGUCAAAAUCCAGGCCAUUAAAAUGAUGGUGCGGUGGCUCCUUGGGAUGAAGAACAACCACAGCAAAUCGGGAACGUCUACCUUGCGCUUGCUGACGACAAUACUGCACAGCGACGGGGACCUGACGGAGCAGGGCAAGAUCAGUAAACCAGACAUGUCCCGUCUGCGACUUGCUGCAGGCAGCGCGAUUGUGAAGCUGGCCCAGGAACCCUGCUACCAUGAGAUCAUCACACUGGAGCAGUACCAGCUGUGCGCAUUAGCCAUCAACGACGAGUGCUACCAAGUAAGACAGGUGUUUGCCCAGAAACUGCACAAAGGCCUCUCGCGGCUGCGGCUCCCGCUGGAGUACAUGGCGAUCUGCGCGCUCUGUGCCAAGGACCCUGUGAAGGAGAGGCGGGCGCACGCCAGGCAGUGCCUGGUGAAGAACAUCAACGUGCGGCGCGAGUACCUGAAGCAGCACGCGGCGGUGAGCGAGAAAUUACUGUCUCUUCUACCUGAGUACGUUGUCCCGUAUACCAUCCACCUCUUGGCACAUGACCCGGAUUACGUCAAAGUGCAGGAUAUCGAACAGCUCAAAGAUGUUAAAGAGUGUCUUUGGUUUGUUCUGGAAAUACUAAUGGCUAAAAAUGAAAAUAACAGUCAUGCAUUUAUCAGAAAGAUGGUAGAAAAUAUCAAACAAACAAAAGAUGCCCAAGGACCAGAUGAUGCAAAAAUGAACGAAAAGCUGUACACGGUGUGUGAUGUCGCCAUGAACAUCAUCAUGUCAAAGAGCACCACAUACAGUCUUGAAUCUCCUAAAGACCCGGUCCUCCCAGCACGUUUCUUCACCCAGCCUGACAAGAACUUCAGUAACACCAAAAAUUAUCUGCCACCAGAAAUGAAAUCGUUCUUCACUCCCGGAAAACCUAAGACCACCAACGUUCUCGGGGCUGUGAACAAGCCGCUGUCGUCGGCAGGGAAGCAGUCGCAGACCAAGUCCUCCCGGAUGGAGACCGUGAGCAACGCGAGCAGCAGCUCGAACCCCAGCUCUCCCGGCAGAAUCAAAGGGCGGCUCGAUAGCUCUGAGCUGGACCACAGUGAGAAUGAGGACUACACGAUGCCUUCACCGUUGCCGGGGAAGAAGAGCGACAAGAGAGACGACGCUGACCUCGUUCGGUCUGAAUUAGAAAAGCCGAGAGGCCGGAAGAAAGCGCCUGUCACAGACCCCGAGGAGAAGCUCGGCGUGGACGACCUGAGCAAGCCGGUCCAGGAGCAGAAACCGAAGGGCACUCAGCGCGGCCGCAAGCGGGGCCUCCCGGCCUCCGAGGCAGAAGAGCCGCCGUGGCCCGAGGAGAAGCGGCUCCGGGAGGACCUGCUGGAGAACGAGGAUGAACAGAACAGCCCACCAAAGAAGGGCAAGAGGGGCCGGCCACCCAAGCCUCUGGGCGCAGGGGGCCCCAGAGAGGAGCCAACCACAAAAGGUUCCAAGAAGGGAAGCAAAAAAAAAUCGGGACCCCCGGCCACAGAGGAGGAGGAGGAUGACGACAGACAAAGCGGAAACGCGGAGCCGAAGUCGAGGAGCAAACAGCAGCGGCCAUCCAGGAGGGCUCAGCAGAGAGCCGAAUCUCCUGAAGCCAGUGCCGUUGAGCCCACCCAGUCCACAGCACAGAAAGGACGAGGAAGACCAUCCAAAACGCCGUCCCCGUCGCAGCCCCCCAAACACGUGUAA